Messenger RNA from Penicillium canariense, 1200 nucleotides. RefSeq names its product CobW family GTP-binding protein. Gene Ontology annotation, cellular component: cytoplasm. The record is from RefSeq and is a predicted model, not a curated record. The coding region runs from base 1 to 1200 and encodes 399 amino acids. The transcript has 6 exons. Lineage: Eukaryota; Fungi; Ascomycota; Eurotiomycetes; Eurotiales; Aspergillaceae.
AUGUCUACCAACAUUGAGGAUGAUGACACGCCGCCGGAGCUGAUUGAUGUGUCCACGAUGCCAGUCGACCAGCCGCCCCCCUCUAUAGAGGAGGAAUCGACGGCUCGGGUUCCUAUCACCCUGGUUACAGGAUAUCUAGGAGCGGGUAAAACCACCCUGCUGAACUAUAUCCUGACGGAGAAACACGGCAAGAAGAUUGCUGUUAUCAUGAACGAGUUUGGGGACUCCUCGGACAUUGAGAAGCCUUUGACGGUCAAUCAGGGCGGCCAGGAAGUCACUGAAUGGAUGGAAGUCGGAAACGGCUGCAUCUGCUGCUCAGUCAAAGACACUGGUGUGAUGGCCUUGGAAUCCCUCAUGGAACGCCGUGGCACAUUCGACUACAUCCUGUUGGAAACAACAGGACUUGCAGAUCCUGGCAACAUUGCCCCAGUCUUUUGGAUGGACGAAGGACUCGGCAGCUCUAUCUACCUCGAUGGUAUUGUCACACUAGUCGACACAAAAAACAUUCUGCACCUGCUGGAUGAGCCAGCGCCCGAGGAAAAGGCAGAGUCUCACAACACUGACCAUGACCAUGGCUGCGGGCCUGUACUGUCCAUGGCACACAUGCAGGUGUCACACGCAGACGUGAUCAUUCUCAACAAAGCUGAUCUGGUUACGCCUGAGCAGCUGGAGGUUGUGCGGGACCGCAUCUCAGCUAUUAACAGCGUAGCCAAGAUUCAUGUUACGGAUCACAGCCGGACGCCACAGAUUGAGGGUGUUGUGCUAGAUUUACAUGCUUACGAUCACUUGGAUGAUUUGGAUUUCAGCAGGAAGGGACACAGCCAUAUCGAUCCGGCUAUUUCAACUAUCGCAGUCGUUACGUCUCCAAUCCCGGCUGACAAAGUGCCGCAAGUUGAUUCAUGGCUUCAGUCUGUUCUCUGGGAGUCAAUGUUGCCAGCGCCACCUACAUCGGCACCUGAAUUUCACCCUACGAACUUUGAGAUUCAUCGGCUGAAAGGAAUCCUACGUCUCGAUGACGGUUCGAACAAGAUUAUCCAAGCGGUCCGGGAUGUGUUUGAAAUCAGGGAUUCUGAACCUAUGCAACAUGACGAAGACAAGCCAUCUACAUUUCAGUGCAAGAUCGUACUGAUUGGCCGAGGGUUAGGGCCGACUUCAGACCCUUGGAGGGAGAGCUUCGAGUCAUUUAUUCGCGAGAGGUAA